This is a messenger RNA of Guyanagaster necrorhizus, 1155 nucleotides long. RefSeq lists its product as uncharacterized. Gene Ontology annotation, cellular component: endoplasmic reticulum membrane; dehydrodolichyl diphosphate synthase complex. The transcript is spliced from 6 exons. Lineage: Eukaryota; Fungi; Basidiomycota; Agaricomycetes; Agaricales; Physalacriaceae. Bases 53 to 1015 code for a protein of 320 amino acids. The record is from RefSeq and is a predicted model, not a curated record. Gene Ontology annotation, molecular function: ditrans,polycis-polyprenyl diphosphate synthase [(2E,6E)-farnesyl diphosphate specific] activity.
AUUGUUCUGCACAGUGCACCUUGACAAAUUUCUUUCCUUCUUCAAUGCCACGAUGGUCGUCGUGGCUUUUCUCUUCCUUCGUUUGAUUCACGCAUUAUACUCUAUUGCCAUCUUUGCGUCUUCGUGCUGGAAACGUUUCAAUUCUGUUCCUCCUCUUCCUCUUACAGCACCGCGUCGCCGUAUACCAAAACACUUGGCCGUGCUUUUCGUUCCCGACCUCGACAUACAUCCCGACAUUACCCACACAUGUCUAUUGGAAAGCGUCUACAGAACCGUGGACUGGUGUCGUGAAUUGGGUAUUGAAAAGGUUACAGUAUACGACAGUGAAGGGUUACUUCAGGCGUCAGCUACUACUAUUCAACACCAUAUAGCGUUAUCAUCGAAGCCUUAUGAACCAGCCAUGGACCACGAAUAUCCCCCGACACCUCCCUUAUCGGAACCGGAUUCCAGGCCAGUCUCUCCAGAGCAAAUUCCAGAAGUCAAUCCAUAUAUGAUUAUAUCUCUCCCCCGCUCUUGCUCUGAGGCUGUUUGUGAGCCCAAGUCCGGGCGACGGAGACGUACAGCUGCGCGCAAUUCAUAUGGACCAAUGACGCUGCAUAUCGUCUCCUCGUCGUCAUCUAAACCUGUAAUUGCUGCGGCUGCACAUUCCAUUUGCAAAUUAGAAAACUCUUAUUCAAAAAUAUCAAAUAUCGAUGACUUUAAACUUUCUGUUGCUGAGUUGGGCCAGAGACUUGAGGGAAAGGACGGAUUUCCUCCGCCUGACUUCAUGAUUGUCCACCCAAUGUCUCCAUCUAAAUAUAACCGCACACCUUUAGAAUUGCACGGAUUUCCUCCCUGGCAGACAAGACUUACUGAAAUACACCAUAAUCGACAUAUAAAACGGCACGCCGCUUGGAUAACUUGGGUCCUCCCUCAGAGAUUCUACUCUGCGAGAUGGCCUGUCCCACUAACGGAAAUGGCAUUCAGAGAUGCUCUUGACGAAUUCGCCGGUGCUGAGAUGCGGUUCGGGAAGUAGCCUUGUGUAUGGAUUUGUUAUAAUAAUAUCGGACAUUUAUAUACGUUAAAAUGCAUAUGGCGAACGAUCAACAACAUCUGCUUGUGUUGUGCAUACUUGAACUUAGUUGCACCUGGCGGUAGCCAUAAUAUUGCCGCGGU